Messenger RNA from Penicillium soppii, 1533 nucleotides. RefSeq lists its product as uncharacterized. Gene Ontology annotation, biological process: transmembrane transport. Lineage: Eukaryota; Fungi; Ascomycota; Eurotiomycetes; Eurotiales; Aspergillaceae. Gene Ontology annotation, molecular function: transmembrane transporter activity. Gene Ontology annotation, cellular component: membrane. The coding region runs from base 1 to 1533 and encodes 510 amino acids. The record is from RefSeq and is a predicted model, not a curated record. The transcript has 2 exons.
AUGGCGGACGAUAUCUCACAACAAACCGAUCGGAUAGAGGUUGAGGCUGAAAAGGAACGUAUCGAGAAUGUCGAGCACGUUGCCUCACCCAAGGGUGCCCUAGGUGGCUUCCAAAUUGACCCAGCUCGUCGUAUCGUCGUCGAGAAGGCAUUGAAGCGAAAGCUAGAUGCCCGCUGCAGUCUGUUUGUUUUCAUCUACAUCAUGAACUACCUCGACCGCAACAAUAUGGCUGCUGCCCGUCUGAAGGGUCUGCAGGAAGAUCUCGCCCUCACAAACACACAAUACUCAACCUGUUUGAGUAUCUUGUACGUCGGCUACAUUAUCAUGCAAGUGCCUUCCAACAUGUUCAUCAACCGCAUCUCGCGCCCUUCCAUCUACAUCUCCAUCGCCAUGUUGCUGUGGGGUGUGAUCUCCACCUUAUCCGGCAACACCAAGAACUUCGGUGAUAUGGUGGCUGUUCGUUUCCUGCUUGGUUUCGUCGAAGCUGCCUUCCUCCCCGGUGCCCUCCUCAUCCUCUCCAAGUGGUACACCCGCCGCGAAUUGACUACUCGCAACGCUGUUUUAUUCUGUGGAAACCUGAUCUCCAAUGCGUUCUCCGCACUCGUUGGUGCUGGUGUCCUGUCCAACAUGCAGGGCGUCCUCGGCCAUGCUGCUUGGCGCUGGCUGUUCUGGAUCGAAGGCUCGGUGACCAUGUUCCUCGCCAUUCUGGCUGCUUUCAUCCUGCCCGAUCUCCCCCACAACGCCCGUGGCUUCACCGAGGAGGAGCGCCAGGUUGCUCAGCUGCGCAUGCUUGAGGAUGUCGGCGAGGCUGACACUGACGGAGAUGAACUUACUGCUGUCGAUGGUCUGAUGAUGGCCCUCAAGGAUAUGAAGAUCUACGUUAUGAUGUUCACGUUCGUCGCCUAUGUUGUGGGAUUAUCCUUCAAUGCUUUCUUCCCUACUCUUACCGGUACUCUUGGCUUCAGCUAUGUCCCCACUUUGCUCAUGAGCGCUCCCCCAUGGGUGUUCUCCUGCAUUGUCUCCGUCAUCAACGCGUGGCACUCCGAUAAGACCCAAGAAAAGGUCUGGCACAUCUUCGGUCCCAUCAUCAUGGGUGCCAUCGGUUUCAUCAUUUGCAUGGCAACCAGCAACGUGGCUGCUCGCUAUGUCGCUCUCUUCCUGCAGGCUGGCUCCUACGCAGGAUUCAUCGUCUUCUACUCGUGGAUCAGUUCGUCUUUCCCACGUCCUCCCGCCAAGCGUGCCGUUGCUAUCGCCAUGAUCAACGCCUUCAGUCAGCUUGGUAACGUCGCUGGCUCGUACGUGUGGGAUCUCGAGGACAACGGAUAUCGCUCCAGCUACGGUAUCGUUCUGGCUAUGUUCGGUGUCACCAUUGUCGGCUGCUGGUAUUUCCGAUCCAUGCUGCGCGGCUUGAACAAGCAGCUUGAGCAGGGUGAGCUUGCUGAUGUCACUGGUGACCAAUCCAACGAGAACGAUAUCAUGGAAAGCAACGAUGAGUCGCUGCGCAUGCGCAAGGGCUUCAGAUAUCUUGUUUAG